Messenger RNA from Gamsiella multidivaricata, 892 nucleotides. Its product is annotated as ESCRT-II complex subunit-domain-containing protein. Gene Ontology annotation, molecular function: structural molecule activity; protein homodimerization activity. The coding region runs from base 46 to 654 and encodes 202 amino acids. The transcript has 5 exons. Gene Ontology annotation, biological process: protein transport to vacuole involved in ubiquitin-dependent protein catabolic process via the multivesicular body sorting pathway. The record is from RefSeq and is a predicted model, not a curated record. Gene Ontology annotation, cellular component: ESCRT II complex. NCBI's taxonomy places the organism in Eukaryota, Fungi, Mortierellomycota, Mortierellomycetes, Mortierellales, Mortierellaceae.
UCUCUCUCCCUUUUGUACAUCCUCCCCCCUCCUGUCUCUGCAGCAAUGUCACAACCAACUUCGAACGCGGCAUUAGGAUUAAGUCAGUCACCUGCACUCGCGUCUGGAUUCCAGUUCCCGUCUAUCCACAACUUUCCGCCAUUCUACACGUUACAACCGACGGCAUCGACAUGGAAGAACCAGGCAGAUCUGUGGGCGACGAUCAUAAUGCGGUACUACCGGCACCAUCGCCUCUAUCAGCUCGAUUUGGAUGAUUCUCUCUCAAAUGAACAGUUGUUUCAUAACCAAAAAAUCAAUCGAAAACUCAAGCCAGAGACGAUUCAGGCGAUUGUGGACGAGAUGGUAAAGAAAGGAGACGCUGAGUGGGAUGCAACUUCACGGAAGCGGCGCGCGAUUAUUUACUGGCGGAAACCAGAAGACUGGGCUGCGCUCAUCUCCUCUUGGGUGUUCGAGUCGGGCAUGAACAACUCAAUCCUGACAUUCUACGAAAUCGCGCACGGUGAGAAUUCUGAGGACCAAGAGUUCUACAACAUCCAUCCGACAGUUCUUCAAAAGACCAUGGAUGUGCUUGUCAAGCGCGGCAUCGCUGCUACCUUUCAGGGCGCGUCCUUUGAUGAAAUGGGUGUCAAGUUCUUUAACGCCGGCGCCGCAUAGCCUCUGCAGACUCGAUGUGAACAGAGGAAGGGAUCCAUAGCCAUAGAACAUUGGAGCAUCAUGAGAGGGAAGCAUGGACAUGGAUCGCAAGAGCUAUCUUUGCGAUGGUAGUUUCAAUAUAGACUUUAUCCGAUAACCACCCACCACCAGCGUCACUGCCAACACGGUCAUCAAUUUCCGUUCGUGAAGGGAUCACCACAAAAAUAAAGAAAAAAAAUCCCGUUGCGGAUCAAACCCA